AUGGUGAUCCGAAGUUCUCUGCGACAUCUGUUGUGUAAUCAUUGAUUUCUUGCAGACAUCAGAUUUGUGGUUAUAUUAUUUUCCCGAAACGCGUUGUAGUAAAGAAAACAAAGGAGCGUUCGACGUUUAAAACUCGUGCUUUGUAUAAGCUGUUUAUUAUAAUUCAUUUUCAUCGAAUUUCUUCUAGUUCUACGAGGAUACCUCACGCUCACAAAAGACAUGCCUCUGGGGCAUAUAUCUUAUUCAAGGGAGGACUUUUUAGCCCUCAAAUGUCAAGCACAUGAGGCCCUUCUUCCGCAGCAUAUGAGCAAUGCCGAGUAUCUGAAGUAAGUCGAUCAUUCAUAUGUCAUUGCUGACUUUAGUGCUGACGGACAGUUUGUGCCGGACAAGUAUGUGGAAGGAAUGUGGAGGACUGAGAAGGGAUCAGGAAAAAAGAAGACGGAUAUCCCUGACGCUUUUUCUAAUGGGUCAUCCCUUUCCCCACAGCGCCGAGGUUUCUCCAGUGGAUGUAAAGAGGUUUCUAGUAAUGGUAAGAAGAGUUAAAACUUCCUUUUGGUGUUAGUGUAUUACCUAUAAAAUAGCCUGGACAAUUAACUUUUCAGAUGAUACAAGCCUUAGACGUCGCGCUCUAAACAAUAAUCUUCCUGCCGCGUCGCAAAACUCGAAACGCCCAAAAAAUGGGCUGAAAACUAGUAAUACGCUUAGUUUCAACAAGAAGUUUGGUAGAAAAGACGAGAAAAAUGAGGAGAUGCCUGAAUGGAUGGACGGGGGACCAACCGAUCACAACGAGAUAAUUACUCUUGGCGGAUUUGAGGAGGACCAGAAGGCUUCUGGAGACCAUAAAGACAAGCCAUUCAGUAAGAUUUUGAAUUGAUUUAAAUACUUAUUUUCUAGAUGAAAGUUAUUACCCGUAUUUCUUUCAGACUUGCGAGAUUUGAUGAAAAAACCAAACGAAGAAGUGAGCCAAGCUCAGUCUUCUGUUCUCCCAGAUUCCGAUUUAGAAUUUGCAGCUCAGUUUGGUCUUCUUGAUGUUGGUUCGAUAAGCAAACCUGUAAGACUGUUAUUCUUAUUAUUAUUGGUUUUCAGGCUCUUUCAAUGUCGAACGAAGCACCGAAACAAAGCAGGUUAAGUCAAUUCUUCUCAGAGAAACCAAAGGAGUCCCCGACUUCAACACUUCCUCCAGCCGUAGCCAUGUUAUUAAAGGGGGCCAGAGGCAAUCAACCAGUGGAGAGACACGCCCAAGCUAUGGAUGAACGAACUUUGUUGGAUCACUUUGCUCGUAAGUAUUUGUUUUUUUUUUUGAUUGGAUUUUAGGAAUCAGAGAAUAUUCACUGCAAUUUUAGGGUCAGAACGAGCUCCAGAACCUCUGAAGGAACCCGAAGAAGACUCGUGGGAUGCAGAUGUGGAGGAAUUGAAGAAAGUACUGAGCGAUUAUACCCCUGGAGAGACGAUAACAAAUUUCGACCUGAAGAAGGAGACGCCUAAGCCGGUUCAGUCAACUCAGAGUCCCCCAGUGCAGUCAAUCCCGCCGCAGACACUUUCCAUGCAAGGGCAACCGGUCCAGCCUCCUCCUGCCCCAGGCGCCCCGUUCUUGCCCAUGCCUCCUAAUAUGCCCAGGAUGCCUCAAAUGGGUCUUCCGAUGGUGCCUGGUCCUAACGGAUUCCCCAUGAUCCACCCUGCUUUUAUUGCUCAAGUAGAACAUUGGGCGGCUGCGGGUCAGCUCGAUCUCUCCAAUCCACGAGUAGAGAGUAUGUUGAAUCAUAUCAAGUAUCAAAAACAACUGAUGGGUGUCCCAAACAUGCCGUUUAUGCCUCCGAUGCCACCUCCGAGCUCUUCUGGAGAGCGGUCUUACGGCCCUCCAUCAAGUAUGCCGUCGAGCAGAUCUUCCCCUGCCCCGACCAGAAUGAAACCAGCUUUUGAUCUGGUACCAACAGCAGUUAUGCUUCAGCAAACAAAGCAGCAACACAAAGAGGAUCGGGAAAGUAAGUGAAGGUAUUUUUUGGACUUGUUUUAUUUAUUUGGUCUGGUUUAUUUUAUCGAAUUUUGUGUUUUAGCACCCGGAACAUUGACGGAUAAGUCGAGAAGUGGUUCUAAUUCAUCCCUGGCAGGCCGUCGUCCCUCGAAUCCCCCCGAAAUGUCUCAACCAAUGGGAGGAAUGCCUUCAGCCCCUCAAAUGAACCCUUCUUUUAUGGGACCCCCUCCUUCGAUGGGUCCUUUUGGUCCAGGUGGAUAUGCGCAAAUGGGUAUGCACGUCUUUCCAAUUCCGCAUCCCAUCGGUGAGACUCGAUAUUCAAAGACUUGAUAUUGUAACAGUGCUUGUGAUAUCAUUGGACGUUGUUUAUCGUGGUCGAACUAAUUGGAUGGUCCUUUUUUCUGUUUUAUGAAUUAAUUUUUUUUCUGUUUAGCUUUACAAAUGGAUGCAAAACGUCUCCAAGAAGCCCAACAGCGGGGUGAUGCGGCAGCCGUAGCAUAUCUCCAGAAUAGUAUCCAAACUCAACUACAAGCUUUAUCGUGUCUUCAGAAUGCGGCCGCCCAGAAUAUGGGGCAUGCACCACCGAUGGCUCCUCACCCGAUGGCCUCGCAAAUCCCCCGGCAAUCUGACUCUCCGUUUAAUGUAAGCCUCUAUGAUAAAAAAGAUUUUUUAUGUGGUUCCAAGUUUACUUUCCUUGUUUCAGCGCCCAUCCAAUGAAUCUCCGAUGGGUUCAGUGCAUUCCAAUCAGUCGGCCGAUCCCUUCCGUCAGCAGAAUCCGGGGCUCCCCACCGUUUUCCAGAAGCUUACCCAGUUCCACGAUCAACAAAGAAGUGGUCCUUCCAAUCUCUCAAUCUUGAACAAACUCCCACCUCAUGUCCGGCCAAUGACUGUCGAGGAAUUGGAGAAGCAGUUGGCCUCGUCUUAA
This is a messenger RNA of Bursaphelenchus xylophilus (pine wood nematode), 2897 nucleotides long. The record is from the annotation of a GenBank genome assembly. NCBI's taxonomy places the organism in Eukaryota, Metazoa, Nematoda, Chromadorea, Rhabditida, Aphelenchoididae.